This is a messenger RNA of Closterium sp. Naga37s-1, 9933 nucleotides long. Lineage: Eukaryota; Viridiplantae; Streptophyta; Zygnematophyceae; Desmidiales; Closteriaceae. The record is from the annotation of a GenBank genome assembly.
AUGUGCGUUACAAGCACACAUGCAGCCAUGAAGAACUUCCAGCAGGCGUUGCACGACGGCAGGAAGGCACUGCAGCUGCAGCCGCGGUGGGCCAAGGCGUACUCUCGCAUUGCAGUGGCGCAUUACGGGAUGAAACAGUAUGUGGAGGCAGCAGCAGCAUACGAGAAGGGGCUGAAGUGUGACCCUCUCAGCACCGUGUGCAGGCAAGGGCUGCAACAGGCGCGGGAGAGGUGGCAGCAGGAGGAUGAGAAGGAGGCCAAGAGUGGGAAGCACACGUUUCGCAAGCGGAAAACAGCAGAGGGGGGGGCGAAAGGGGACGGGAAGGGGGGAGAUGCGCUGCCUUCUCAUCCCUGCCACAGCCUUCUCAUCCCUGGCACAGCCUUCUCAUCCCUGGCACAGCCUUCUCAUCCCUGCCACAGCCUUCUCAUCCCUGGCACAGCCUUCUCAUCCCUGGCACAGCCUUCUCAUCCCUGCCACAGCCUUCUCAUCCCUGCCACAGCCUUCUCAUCCCUGCCACAGCCUUCUCAUCCCUGCCACAGCCUUCUCAUCCCUGGCACAGCCUUCUCAUCCCUGGCACAGCCUUCUCAUCCCUGGCACAGCCUUCUCAUCCCUGCCACAGCCUUCUCAUCCCUGCCACAGCCUUCUCAUCCCUGGCACAGCCUUCUCAUCCCUGCCACAGCCUUCUCAUCCCUGGCACAGCCUUCUCAUCCCUGGCACAGCCUUCUCAUCCCUGCCACAGCCUUCUCAUCCCUGGCACAGCCUUCUCAUCCCUGGCACAGCCUUCUCAUCCCUGGCACAGCCUUCUCAUCCCUGCCACAGCCUUCUCAUCCCUGGCACAGCCUUCUCAUCCCUGGCACAGCCUUCUCAUCCCUGGCACAGCCUUCUCAUCCCUGGCACAGCCUUCUCAUCCCUGGCACAGCCUUCUCAUCCCUGGCACAGCCUUCUCAUCCCUGGCACAGCCUUCUCAUCCCUGCCACAGCCUUCUCAUCCCUGGCACAGCCUUCUCAUCCCUGCCACAGCCUUCUCAUCCCUGCCACAGCCUUCUCAUCCCUGCCACAGCCUUCUCAUCCCUGGCACAGCCUUCUCAUCCCUGGCACAGCCUUCUCAUCCCUGGCACAGCCUUCUCAUCCCUGGCACAGCCUUCUCAUCCCUGGCACAGCCUUCUCAUCCCUGGCACAGCCUUCUCAUCCCUGGCACAGCCUUCUCAUCCCUGGCACAGCCUUCUCAUCCCUGGCACAGCCUUCUCAUCCCUGGCACAGCCUUCUCAUCCCUGGCACAGCCUUCUCAUCCCUGCCACAGCCUUCUCAUCCCUGGCACAGCCUUCUCAUCCCUGGCACAGCCUUCUCAUCCCUGCCACAGCCUUCUCAUCCCUGGCACAGCCUUCUCAUCCCUGCCACAGCCUUCUCAUCCCUGGCACAGCCUUCUCAUCCCUGGCACAGCCUUCUCAUCCCUGGCACAGCCUUCUCAUCCCUGGCACAGCCUUCUCAUCCCUGCCACAGCCUUCUCAUCCCUGCCACAGCCUUCUCAUCCCUGGCACAGCCUUCUCAUCCCUGGCACAGCCUUCUCAUCCCUGCCACAGCCUUCUCAUCCCUGGCACAGCCUUCUCAUCCCUGGCACAGCCUUCUCAUCCCUGCCACAGCCUUCUCAUCCCUGGCACAGCCUUCUCAUCCCUGGCACAGCCUUCUCAUCCCUGGCACAGCCUUCUCAUCCCUGGCACAGCCUUCUCAUCCCUGCCACAGCCUUCUCAUCCCUGCCACAGCCUUCUCAUCCCUGGCACAGCCUUCUCAUCCCUGGCACAGCCUUCUCAUCCCUGGCACAGCCUUCUCAUCCCUGGCACAGCCUUCUCAUCCCUGCCACAGCCUUCUCAUCCCUGGCACAGCCUUCUCAUCCCUGGCACAGCCUUCUCAUCCCUGGCACAGCCUUCUCAUCCCUGCCACAGCCUUCUCAUCCCUGGCACAGCCUUCUCAUCCCUGGCACAGCCUUCUCAUCCCUGGCACAGCCUUCUCAUCCCUGGCACAGCCUUCUCAUCCCUGGCACAGCCUUCUCAUCCCUGGCACAGCCUUCUCAUCCCUGGCACAGCCUUCUCAUCCCUGGCACAGCCUUCUCAUCCCUGCCACAGCCUUCUCAUCCCUGGCACAGCCUUCUCAUCCCUGGCACAGCCUUCUCAUCCCUGGCACAGCCUUCUCAUCCCUGCCACAGCCUUCUCAUCCCUGCCACAGCCUUCUCAUCCCUGGCACAGCCUUCUCAUCCCUGGCACAGCCUUCUCAUCCCUGGCACAGCCUUCUCAUCCCUGGCACAGCCUUCUCAUCCCUGGCACAGCCUUCUCAUCCCUGGCACAGCCUUCUCAUCCCUGGCACAGCCUUCUCAUCCCUGGCACAGCCUUCUCAUCCCUGGCACAGCCUUCUCAUCCCUGGCACAGCCUUCUCAUCCCUGCCACAGCCUUCUCAUCCCUGGCACAGCCUUCUCAUCCCUGGCACAGCCUUCUCAUCCCUGCCACAGCCUUCUCAUCCCUGGCACAGCCUUCUCAUCCCUGCCACAGCCUUCUCAUCCCUGGCACAGCCUUCUCAUCCCUGGCACAGCCUUCUCAUCCCUGGCACAGCCUUCUCAUCCCUGGCACAGCCUUCUCAUCCCUGCCACAGCCUUCUCAUCCCUGCCACAGCCUUCUCAUCCCUGGCACAGCCUUCUCAUCCCUGCCACAGCCUUCUCAUCCCUGGCACAGCCUUCUCAUCCCUGGCACAGCCUUCUCAUCCCUGCCACAGCCUUCUCAUCCCUGGCACAGCCUUCUCAUCCCUGCCACAGCCUUCUCAUCCCUGCCACAGCCUUCUCAUCCCUGCCACAGCCUUCUCAUCCCUGCCACAGCCUUCUCAUCCCUGGCACAGCCUUCUCAUCCCUGCCACAGCCUUCUCAUCCCUGGCACAGCCUUCUCAUCCCUGCCACAGCCUUCUCAUCCCUGGCACAGCCUUCUCAUCCCUGCCACAGCCUUCUCAUCCCUGGCACAGCCUUCUCAUCCCUGGCACAGCCUUCUCAUCCCUGCCACAGCCUUCUCAUCCCUGGCACAGCCUUCUCAUCCCUGCCACAGCCUUCUCAUCCCUGGCACAGCCUUCUCAUCCCUGGCACAGCCUUCUCAUCCCUGGCACAGCCUUCUCAUCCCUGGCACAGCCUUCUCAUCCCUGCCACAGCCUUCUCAUCCCUGCCACAGCCUUCUCAUCCCUGGCACAGCCUUCUCAUCCCUGCCACAGCCUUCUCAUCCCUGGCACAGCCUUCUCAUCCCUGGCACAGCCUUCUCAUCCCUGCCACAGCCUUCUCAUCCCUGGCACAGCCUUCUCAUCCCUGCCACAGCCUUCUCAUCCCUGCCACAGCCUUCUCAUCCCUGGCACAGCCUUCUCAUCCCUGGCACAGCCUUCUCAUCCCUGGCACAGCCUUCUCAUCCCUGCCACAGCCUUCUCAUCCCUGGCACAGCCUUCUCAUCCCUGGCACAGCCUUCUCAUCCCUGCCACAGCCUUCUCAUCCCUGCCACAGCCUUCUCAUCCCUGGCACAGCCUUCUCAUCCCUGGCACAGCCUUCUCAUCCCUGGCACAGCCUUCUCAUCCCUGGCACAGCCUUCUCAUCCCUGGCACAGCCUUCUCAUCCCUGGCACAGCCUUCUCAUCCCUGGCACAGCCUUCUCAUCCCUGGCACAGCCUUCUCAUCCCUGGCACAGCCUUCUCAUCCCUGGCACAGCCUUCUCAUCCCUGGCACAGCCUUCUCAUCCCUGCCACAGCCUUCUCAUCCCUGGCACAGCCUUCUCAUCCCUGCCACAGCCUUCUCAUCCCUGGCACAGCCUUCUCAUCCCUGGCACAGCCUUCUCAUCCCUGCCACAGCCUUCUCAUCCCUGGCACAGCCUUCUCAUCCCUGGCACAGCCUUCUCAUCCCUGGCACAGCCUUCUCAUCCCUGCCACAGCCUUCUCAUCCCUGCCACAGCCUUCUCAUCCCUGGCACAGCCUUCUCAUCCCUGCCACAGCCUUCUCAUCCCUGGCACAGCCUUCUCAUCCCUGGCACAGCCUUCUCAUCCCUGCCACAGCCUUCUCAUCCCUGGCACAGCCUUCUCAUCCCUGCCACAGCCUUCUCAUCCCUGCCACAGCCUUCUCAUCCCUGGCACAGCCUUCUCAUCCCUGCCACAGCCUUCUCAUCCCUGGCACAGCCUUCUCAUCCCUGCCACAGCCUUCUCAUCCCUGGCACAGCCUUCUCAUCCCUGGCACAGCCUUCUCAUCCCUGCCACAGCCUUCUCAUCCCUGCCACAGCCUUCUCAUCCCUGGCACAGCCUUCUCAUCCCUGGCACAGCCUUCUCAUCCCUGGCACAGCCUUCUCAUCCCUGGCACAGCCUUCUCAUCCCUGGCACAGCCUUCUCAUCCCUGGCACAGCCUUCUCAUCCCUGGCACAGCCUUCUCAUCCCUGGCACAGCCUUCUCAUCCCUGGCACAGCCUUCUCAUCCCUGGCACAGCCUUCUCAUCCCUGGCACAGCCUUCUCAUCCCUGGCACAGCCUUCUCAUCCCUGCCACAACCUUCUCAUCCCUGCCACAGCCUUCUCAUCCCUGGCACAGCCUUCUCAUCCCUGGCACAGCCUUCUCAUCCCUGGCACAGCCUUCUCAUCCCUGCCACAGCCUUCUCAUCCCUGGCACAGCCUUCUCAUCCCUGCCACAGCCUUCUCAUCCCUGGCACAGCCUUCUCAUCCCUGGCACAGCCUUCUCAUCCCUGCCACAGCCUUCUCAUCCCUGGCACAGCCUUCUCAUCCCUGCCACAGCCUUCUCAUCCCUGGCACAGCCUUCUCAUCCCUGCCACAGCCUUCUCAUCCCUGCCACAGCCUUCUCAUCCCUGGCACAGCCUUCUCAUCCCUGGCACAGCCUUCUCAUCCCUGGCACAGCCUUCUCAUCCCUGGCACAGCCUUCUCAUCCCUGGCACAGCCUUCUCAUCCCUGCCACAGCCUUCUCAUCCCUGGCACAGCCUUCUCAUCCCUGCCACAGCCUUCUCAUCCCUGGCACAGCCUUCUCAUCCCUGCCACAGCCUUCUCAUCCCUGCCACAGCCUUCUCAUCCCUGGCACAGCCUUCUCAUCCCUGGCACAGCCUUCUCAUCCCUGGCACAGCCUUCUCAUCCCUGGCACAGCCUUCUCAUCCCUGGCACAGCCUUCUCAUCCCUGGCACAGCCUUCUCAUCCCUGGCACAGCCUUCUCAUCCCUGGCACAGCCUUCUCAUCCCUGCCACAGCCUUCUCAUCCCUGGCACAGCCUUCUCAUCCCUGGCACAGCCUUCUCAUCCCUGGCACAGCCUUCUCAUCCCUGGCACAGCCUUCUCAUCCCUGCCACAGCCUUCUCAUCCCUGGCACAGCCUUCUCAUCCCUGCCACAGCCUUCUCAUCCCUGGCACAGCCUUCUCAUCCCUGCCACAGCCUUCUCAUCCCUGGCACAGCCUUCUCAUCCCUGGCACAGCCUUCUCAUCCCUGGCACAGCCUUCUCAUCCCUGGCACAGCCUUCUCAUCCCUGCCACAGCCUUCUCAUCCCUGGCACAGCCUUCUCAUCCCUGGCACAGCCUUCUCAUCCCUGCACAGCCUUCUCAUCCCUGCCACAGCCUUCUCAUCCCUGGCACAGCCUUCUCAUCCCUGGCACAGCCUUCUCAUCCCUGGCACAGCCUUCUCAUCCCUGGCACAGCCUUCUCAUCCCUGGCACAGCCUUCUCAUCCCUGCCACAGCCUUCUCAUCCCUGGCACAGCCUUCUCAUCCCUGGCACAGCCUUCUCAUCCCUGGCACAGCCUUCUCAUCCCUGGCACAGCCUUCUCAUCCCUGCCACAGCCUUCUCAUCCCUGCCACAGCCUUCUCAUCCCUGGCACAGCCUUCUCAUCCCUGGCACAGCCUUCUCAUCCCUGGCACAGCCUUCUCAUCCCUGGCACAGCCUUCUCAUCCCUGCCACAGCCUUCUCAUCCCUGGCACAGCCUUCUCAUCCCUGGCACAGCCUUCUCAUCCCUGCCACAGCCUUCUCAUCCCUGGCACAGCCUUCUCAUCCCUGCCACAGCCUUCUCAUCCCUGGCACAGCCUUCUCAUCCCUGGCACAGCCUUCUCAUCCCUGGCACAGCCUUCUCAUCCCUGCCACAGCCUUCUCAUCCCUGGCACAGCCUUCUCAUCCCUGCCACAGCCUUCUCAUCCCUGGCACAGCCUUCUCAUCCCUGCCACAGCCUUCUCAUCCCUGCCACAGCCUUCUCAUCCCUGGCACAGCCUUCUCAUCCCUGCCACAGCCUUCUCAUCCCUGGCACAGCCUUCUCAUCCCUGGCACAGCCUUCUCAUCCCUGCCACAGCCUUCUCAUCCCUGCCACAGCCUUCUCAUCCCUGGCACAGCCUUCUCAUCCCUGCCACAGCCUUCUCAUCCCUGGCACAGCCUUCUCAUCCCUGCCACAGCCUUCUCAUCCCUGGCACAGCCUUCUCAUCCCUGGCACAGCCUUCUCAUCCCUGGCACAGCCUUCUCAUCCCUGGCACAGCCUUCUCAUCCCUGCCACAGCCUUCUCAUCCCUGCCACAGCCUUCUCAUCCCUGGCACAGCCUUCUCAUCCCUGCCACAGCCUUCUCAUCCCUGGCACAGCCUUCUCAUCCCUGGCACAGCCUUCUCAUCCCUGCCACAGCCUUCUCAUCCCUGGCACAGCCUUCUCAUCCCUGCCACAGCCUUCUCAUCCCUGGCACAGCCUUCUCAUCCCUGGCACAGCCUUCUCAUCCCUGCCACAGCCUUCUCAUCCCUGGCACAGCCUUCUCAUCCCUGGCACAGCCUUCUCAUCCCUGGCACAGCCUUCUCAUCCCUGGCACAGCCUUCUCAUCCCUGCCACAGCCUUCUCAUCCCUGCCACAGCCUUCUCAUCCCUGGCACAGCCUUCUCAUCCCUGCCACAGCCUUCUCAUCCCUGGCACAGCCUUCUCAUCCCUGGCACAGCCUUCUCAUCCCUGCCACAGCCUUCUCAUCCCUGGCACAGCCUUCUCAUCCCUGCCACAGCCUUCUCAUCCCUGGCACAGCCUUCUCAUCCCUGCCACAGCCUUCUCAUCCCUGCCACAGCCUUCUCAUCCCUGCCACAGCCUUCUCAUCCCUGGCACAGCCUUCUCAUCCCUGGCACAGCCUUCUCAUCCCUGGCACAGCCUUCUCAUCCCUGGCACAGCCUUCUCAUCCCUGCCACAGCCUUCUCAUCCCUGGCACAGCCUUCUCAUCCCUGGCACAGCCUUCUCAUCCCUGGCACAGCCUUCUCAUCCCUGGCACAGCCUUCUCAUCCCUGCCACAGCCUUCUCAUCCCUGCCACAGCCUUCUCAUCCCUGGCACAGCCUUCUCAUCCCUGGCACAGCCUUCUCAUCCCUGGCACAGCCUUCUCAUCCCUGGCACAGCCUUCUCAUCCCUGCCACAGCCUUCUCAUCCCUGGCACAGCCUUCUCAUCCCUGGCACAGCCUUCUCAUCCCUGCCACAGCCUUCUCAUCCCUGGCACAGCCUUCUCAUCCCUGCCACAGCCUUCUCAUCCCUGGCACAGCCUUCUCAUCCCUGGCACAGCCUUCUCAUCCCUGCCACAGCCUUCUCAUCCCUGGCACAGCCUUCUCAUCCCUGGCACAGCCUUCUCAUCCCUGGCACAGCCUUCUCAUCCCUGCCACAGCCUUCUCAUCCCUGGCACAGCCUUCUCAUCCCUGGCACAGCCUUCUCAUCCCUGGCACAGCCUUCUCAUCCCUGGCACAGCCUUCUCAUCCCUGGCACAGCCUUCUCAUCCCUGGCACAGCCUUCUCAUCCCUGGCACAGCCUUCUCAUCCCUGGCACAGCCUUCUCAUCCCUGCCACAGCCUUCUCAUCCCUGCCACAGCCUUCUCAUCCCUGCCACAGCCUUCUCAUCCCUGGCACAGCCUUCUCAUCCCUGCCACAGCCUUCUCAUCCCUGGCACAGCCUUCUCAUCCCUGGCACAGCCUUCUCAUCCCUGCCACAGCCUUCUCAUCCCUGGCACAGCCUUCUCAUCCCUGCCACAGCCUUCUCAUCCCUGGCACAGCCUUCUCAUCCCUGCCACAGCCUUCUCAUCCCUGCCACAGCCUUCUCAUCCCUGGCACAGCCUUCUCAUCCCUGGCACAGCCUUCUCAUCCCUGGCACAGCCUUCUCAUCCCUGCCACAGCCUUCUCAUCCCUGGCACAGCCUUCUCAUCCCUGGCACAGCCUUCUCAUCCCUGGCACAGCCUUCUCAUCCCUGGCACAGCCUUCUCAUCCCUGCCACAGCCUUCUCAUCCCUGCCACAGCCUUCUCAUCCCUGGCACAGCCUUCUCAUCCCUGGCACAGCCUUCUCAUCCCUGGCACAGCCUUCUCAUCCCUGGCACAGCCUUCUCAUCCCUGCCACAGCCUUCUCAUCCCUGGCACAGCCUUCUCAUCCCUGCCACAGCCUUCUCAUCCCUGGCACAGCCUUCUCAUCCCUGCCACAGCCUUCUCAUCCCUGGCACAGCCUUCUCAUCCCUGGCACAGCCUUCUCAUCCCUGCCACAGCCUUCUCAUCCCUGGCACAGCCUUCUCAUCCCUGGCACAGCCUUCUCAUCCCUGGCACAGCCUUCUCAUCCCUGCCACAGCCUUCUCAUCCCUGGCACAGCCUUCUCAUCCCUGGCACAGCCUUCUCAUCCCUGGCACAGCCUUCUCAUCCCUGGCACAGCCUUCUCAUCCCUGGCACAGCCUUCUCAUCCCUGGCACAGCCUUCUCAUCCCUGGCACAGCCUUCUCAUCCCUGGCACAGCCUUCUCAUCCCUGCCACAGCCUUCUCAUCCCUGCCACAGCCUUCUCAUCCCUGCCACAGCCUUCUCAUCCCUGGCACAGCCUUCUCAUCCCUGCCACAGCCUUCUCAUCCCUGGCACAGCCUUCUCAUCCCUGGCACAGCCUUCUCAUCCCUGCCACAGCCUUCUCAUCCCUGCCACAGCCUUCUCAUCCCUGCCACAGCCUUCUCAUCCCUGGCACAGCCUUCUCAUCCCUGCCACAGCCUUCUCAUCCCUGCCACAGCCUUCUCAUCCCUGCCACAGCCUUCUCAUCCCUGGCACAGCCUUCUCAUCCCUGGCACAGCCUUCUCAUCCCUGGCACAGCCUUCUCAUCCCUGGCACAGCCUUCUCAUCCCUGGCACAGCCUUCUCAUCCCUGGCACAGCCUUCUCAUCCCUGGCACAGCCUUCUCAUCCCUGGCACAGCCUUCUCAUCCCUGGCACAGCCUUCUCAUCCCUGGCACAGCCUUCUCAUCCCUGGCACAGCCUUCUCAUCCCUGGCACAGCCUUCUCAUCCCUGCCACAGCCUUCUCAUCCCUGCCACAGCCUUCUCAUCCCUGGCACAGCCUUCUCAUCCCUGGCACAGCCUUCUCAUCCCUGGCACAGCCUUCUCAUCCCUGCCACAGCCUUCUCAUCCCUGGCACAGCCUUCUCAUCCCUGCCACAGCCUUCUCAUCCCUGGCACAGCCUUCUCAUCCCUGGCACAGCCUUCUCAUCCCUGCCACAGCCUUCUCAUCCCUGGCACAGCCUUCUCAUCCCUGGCACAGCCUUCUCAUCCCUGGUACAGCCUUCUCAUCCCUGCCACAGCCUUCUCAUCCCUGGCACAGCCUUCUCAUCCCUGGCACAGCCUUCUCAUCCCUGGCACAGCCUUCUCAUCCCUGCCACAGCCUUCUCAUCCCUGGCACAGCCUUCUCAUCCCUGGCACAGCCUUCUCAUCCCUGGCACAGCCUUCUCAUCCCUGGCACAACCUUCUCAUCCCUCCUCGCCUUCGCCCCCUCCCCCUCCCAACCGUCCCCCUCCUGUCGCCCUCCCCCUCUCUCGCCACCUUCUUUUCCCCUCCCCUUCCGCCCGCCUCCUCUCCCCUUCCUCCAUGCGAGCACCAACCUCCAGCACACACACUGCUCUAUCCUUAUCCUUUUCCUUCCGCCCGCCUCCUCUCCCCUUAUCCUUCCUUUUCCGUAA